Messenger RNA from Cylas formicarius (sweet potato weevil), 1775 nucleotides. RefSeq names its product arrestin domain-containing protein 3-like. Lineage: Eukaryota; Metazoa; Arthropoda; Insecta; Coleoptera; Brentidae. The record is from RefSeq and is a predicted model, not a curated record. The transcript has 8 exons. The coding region runs from base 479 to 1624 and encodes 381 amino acids. Gene Ontology annotation, biological process: protein transport. Gene Ontology annotation, cellular component: cytoplasm.
UUUUCCCUUUACCACGGUUGUACAUUAGCAUUAAUUAUCAGUAUUUCCCACAUUCCACGUUACUGGUUACGGACGCACCCGGUCAGUUACAGGCGCUGCCUAUUCGAAUCCCACGACCUUCUGAAAUUAAACGGAGUCUUCUCUGUCGUCGAGCGUAUUAUUUCGUGUUCUUGCAUUAAAUCGAUCCGGUGUAGGCAGCAGUGCAUUUAUAUCUCACCUAAAGUGGAGUGAAAUCCCAUUGUACUAAAUUAUUCCAACGAUCGUUCGUCAGAAUUAUUUUCGACGCGUUUGACCCAGAAUUCCGCGUAAAUUUGAUGUGUAGAACUUCGAGGUUAAGCAAGUUAUCGCGUGUCCAGCCUGGGGAAUUGUGAAACUGCGCAUGUUCCUGAAUAUAUUUACGGGGAUUAUCUAGUGUUCGCGCGGUGUGCAGUGGCGUGACGAACCCGGCGCUAGCUGUAUUUUUAUUCGCAGUUACACGAUGUCCCAAUGCAAAAUAUUUUUGGACAAUUACACAGGACAAUAUCUAUGUGGUUCACCUAUUCAGGGGAGGGUACUGCUGAACUUUAGUUCCCAAACUCCUCUAAGAGUAGUGAAAGUGAGAGUUAUCUGUCACGAGCACACGGAAUGGCUGGGAACCGAGUCCUACUACGACAGUGAAGAAAAAACUCAUAAAUCUAGAGACGUCGUAUUUAAGGGCGACAGUGAUGUGUUUACUGACGGAAUAAUGCUUUAUGGCGAUCAACAUUCAACUACAGCCCUGUCAAUGGGUCAACACAUCUACCCUUUUACGAUUCGAUUACCACAGAAUAUACCCGGUACCUACCAAUCGGAAAAGGGAUCGGUUGUCUAUAAGAUUUCAGCGAUCGUUGAUAGGCCGAUGGCGUUUGACUAUGAGGACGAGAUAGUGAUCGUGGUGCAUUCACCGAUAGAUCUAGGUGCGCUGGGAAAACCGGAACUUUUAAGACCAACUUCAUAUUCGGAUGAGAAAACAUUAUGUUGCUGGUGUUGCGCUCAGGGACCCAUAUCGAUGGACAUCGAGCUUCCUAAAAAAAUUAUAGUACCGGGCGAGACCGUUGAAGUUCAAAUUAGAGUUACCAACAUGUCCAACUCAAACGUGGAAGGUGUUAAAUUAGAGCUAAAACAACGAAUCACAUAUAAAGCGAUGGAUCCAAGCAGAGAUGAAAAAUUAGACACACAUGUGCUGGUCGACUUAAGUGAUGUAGGGGUGGGAGCGCACGGCGAAAACACUUACGCUUUCAAGGUUAAUCUACCACCAAAUGUGUCCAUUCCGAACUUUGCACAGUGUAGAUUAUUUAAAUCGGAGUACAUGUACAAGGCCGUGGCUAAACUUCCAUCGAUUCAUCGUCAUCUCGAGAUAAAAAUGUACCCAGAAGUAGGACACAUUGCUCCGUCUCAGGGUCAGCCUCCCUCCUACGGUGCAGCGCAGCCGCCGGUGGCGACCGCGCCACCAGAAGUUUCGGGAACGUAUUCGUCUUCCAAUAUUGGUUGGGCACCUCCAACUGCACCACUGAUAGAUCUUAAGGAACAGGAGGCGAGUCGAGGAUAUGGAACGAAUGGCCAAUUCGAGCCACCUCCACCUUCGUAUGGCAGUCUCGGAGUGUAAAUCGACAAAAUAAAAUAUUGAGGUCGUUAAGUCGAUGUUUUUAAAUAUGUUAUAUUUGUUAUACAUAGGCAAGCAAAGUUUCAAGUCCAGUGUGUAAGUAUAAGAUUACAUUCUUUUUAUUAAUACUAUAUAUUACCAAAUAAAGUUGAUU